AUGGUCGACACGUUGCACCCACCUCCAUCGGUCAUUGCUUCUUGGCCAAAACCGAACUAUGUUGAUCCAGACACCAGAGGGCCGGGCCUCGUGUACAUGUGCAUCAUCUUCGCGGCCAUCGGCAUCAUCACAUGCACGGCCCGGAUCUACUCGCGGCUGUUCAUCACCAAGGCGCCGGGCCUGGACGACCUCCUGGUGAUGAUUGCCCUGGGAUUUCUCACCGCUCUGAACGUACUGGUCAUCAUCGGCAACAAAGACUACUACAACGGCCGCCACGUGUGGGACAUACCGCCCGGCAGCUUCGUGGGUGCGCGGGCCAACAUCUGGGCCAGCCUGUGGUGCUACGUGAUCGGGAUCACCUUGAUCAAGACCUCGGUGCUGCUGUUCUACCGCCGUCUCAGCGUCAAGUUCAGCCGGGCCUUCCUGAUCGCGACCUGGAUCGGCAUCAUCUACAACAUUCUGUACUUCCUCUCGUUCGGUCUGACGCUGUUGCUGCUCUGCAACCCGAUCCACUCGUACUGGGAUGGCUUCAACCCGCUCUGGGCCGCCACGCACCACUUCCACUGCGGCUCCGAGAGUGUGGCGCUUCCCGCGUCGUCGGCGUUCAGUGUCGCGGGUGACCUCUACAGUACGCUCCUACCCCUGAUCUUGGUCUAUCAUCUCGAACUGCCGCGGCGACAGAAGAUCGCCCUGUACGCUCUGUUUGCCCUGGGGUUCAUGGCGGUCGCCGCCGGGCUGGUCCGGACCGUCUUGAUGUACAAUCUGCUGAACGUCGACUACGACUUCACCUGGAAACUGUGGCUAACGUGGAUCUGGGCCGUGCUCGAGCUGUAUCUGGCGCUUUUGGCCGCCAGCGCGCCCAGCUUGAAGCCGUUCUUUCGGCAUUUCUUCGUGGAAUCCAUCAGCAGCUUUGCCCGAGGGUCUCGGAGACGAGGCGAAUAUGGAAACGGCAACAGCCAGCGAGCCGGGGCAGGAAAAGUCUCGGCAGGAGGGACAGGGACAUAUCCCACUGACGCCAGCAAAGGAGGUGUAAGCGUAGACCUCUCAGCCGACGUCGAACGAGGAGGAGGGAAAGGCCAGUGGGAAGUGUCCCACGACAGCAACAACAACAACGACAACAACGAAAGGAUGGAAUCACGACAAAGCUGGUUCCUGGCGGACAACGAGGACACAGACACGAAGCAUUUCGAGCUGCGCGCCAGCCAGGACGGGAAGAGGAUGAUCCCCAUGCGCGUGUACAAGCGCAGCGACUACCACAACUAUAGCGUCCCUGAGGGGUCGUCUUCUGCGGACGACCCCUUUGCCGACACCGAGGAUCGCAGUCAACAACACUACAUGAAAUCGAGCUCGUCGACGACGGCGCUACCGCAGCGGCCAGACUGGCCGCUGGCCCUGCCGACCAUAGGCACCGAGCCGUACCACGAACCGCGCGAGUUCCUAGCCAACCCACGGCUGUCGACGUACAAAGAAAAUAGAUGA
Fonsecaea erecta is the source of this 1479-nucleotide messenger RNA. RefSeq lists its product as hypothetical. Bases 1 to 1479 code for a protein of 492 amino acids. The record is from RefSeq and is a predicted model, not a curated record. NCBI's taxonomy places the organism in Eukaryota, Fungi, Ascomycota, Eurotiomycetes, Chaetothyriales, Herpotrichiellaceae. The transcript is spliced from 2 exons.